AUGAGAUUAAAGAAAACUCAACAAGAUGAUACUCAAUCAAAUGAUAAUACAUCAUCAUCAUCAGUUGGAGGAGGAAGUGUUCAACAAGUUGAUUUUAGAUCUGCAUUGAAAAAGAAGGAAUCUACAAGUAAUUUAAAUACUUCUGCUACUUCACCAAAUACUAUUAAUACUAUUAAUACUAAUACAAGUAAUACAAGUAAUAGUGUUAAUACUCCUUCAAGUGGUCAAAUUGAUUUUAGAUCUAAUUUAAAAAAGAAAGAUCAACCAUCUUCUUCUUCUACCACUCAACCAUCUUCAAUUGAUACUACUAAGAGUAAUAAUAAUAAUACUAUUACUCCACCACCAUCAACAACAACUAGAACUACUACUUCACCUAAUACUAAUAAUAAUACAGGAAGUGGUACACAAGUUGAUUUUAGAUCAAAUUUAAAGAAAAAGACAGAAGAUCAAUCAAAUACUUCACCACCAUCUGUUCAAGUUGUACAAGAUAAAAAGAAUGAAAUUCCACCAUCAAAACCAUCCAAUCCACCUCCAUCUACUACUGCUACUACUGGUGGUGGAGGAGUUCAACAAGUUGAUUUUAGAUCUCAACUCAAAAACAAAACAUCAAAUACUACUACUCCAACUUCUACUACUACACCAGUAACAACACCACCACCUAUUAAAUCAACCACAACUACAACACCAGUAACAACAACACCACCAUCAUCUGUAUCAUCAACACCUUCUACUCCAACAAGUGGUGCUGCUGUUACUGCUAAUAGUGCUGGUGAAGCUCAACAAGUAGAUUUUAGAUCAAUUUUAAAGAAGAGAAAAGAAUAA
Molecule: messenger RNA, 822 nt
Organism: Naegleria gruberi
Lineage: Eukaryota; Heterolobosea; Eutetramitea; Acrasida; Naegleriidae
Exons: 1
Coding region: 1-822 (273 amino acids)
Source: RefSeq, a predicted model, not a curated record